This is a messenger RNA of Rotaria sp. Silwood1, 963 nucleotides long. NCBI's taxonomy places the organism in Eukaryota, Metazoa, Rotifera, Eurotatoria, Philodinida, Philodinidae. The record is from the annotation of a GenBank genome assembly.
AUGACAAAAUUUCGUAAAUUUCUUAUUCUAUUCGUAUUCGAUGCUAUUAUAUUCAUUAAUUUUUUAUCGAUAUUACGUAUUACAAUAGGUAUGAGUUUUAUUCCUCCCGAUGCUAAACAUAUAGUUGAAGCGCUUGGUGACAUUUCAAAGUUACCAAGAGAUAUGCAAAUGGCUGUAACAAAUAAACUUAAUGAAAGUUUUCAACCAGUACCGAAACCUAAUAGUGGUGAUUGGUUGGCAAAUCAUAAAGAAAAAGGACAAACUAUGAAAUCAUUUGAACGAACUAUAUCAAAAGCUAUUCCUCAUGCAACAGCUGCACCACUUGAUAUAAUUGUACAAUUCGCUCGUGUAUUUUUUUCUGGAUGUGAAGUUGAAUUAUUACCGACGAUUGAUUUUUCGAAAGAUAUGAAAUCAAGAAAUAAUUGUGGAACAAUACAAUAUCGAACAGAUGGCUUUUAUAAUUAUUUAUCUCAAACACGUCAUAAGCGUAAUUCAAGACGAGAACUUUUAUGUGUUGCUGUAACUAUGGCUGACAUUUAUCCUGAUGAAGAUUGGAAUUUUGUUUAUGGACAAGCAGACCUAAUAAAUGGUCUUGGUGUCUAUUCAUUUGCACGUCUUGAUCCAUUAUAUCUAGAAUCAUCAGAAUCAUUACUCACUACUCCAUUAACUGAUGAACAUCGGAUAAUAAUGCUCCGACGUUGUGUUAAAAUUCUUCUACAUGAACUAGGUCAUUUAUUUGGUUUAAAGCAUUGUAUCUAUUAUGUUUGUUUGAUGAAUGGUGCAAACCAUGAAAUUGAAAUGGAUCGACAGCCGUUAUAUCUAUGUCCUGUUUGUUUACGUAAACUUUAUUCGACAUUUAAUUUCAAUGUUCGAGCUGUAUAUGAACAAUUUGUCAAACUAUGUGAAACAUAUGGACUUGAAGAAGAACGUAUAUGGUAUCAAAAACGUCUAGAUUGUAUUUAA